AUGGCUGAGUAUCAGGUGAUCAAGUGUGUGGUGGUGGGCAACAGUGCAGUGGGCAAGACAUGCCUGCUCAUCUCCUACACAACCAACACCUUCCCAGGUGAGUACAUGCCCACAAUCUUCAACAAUUACUCAGCCAACAUGUUCUACAACAAUCACAAGGUCAUCAAUCUCAGCCUAUGGGACACAGCCAGCCAGGAGGAGUACAACCACCUGCACCCACUGUCCUACCCACACACCAACAUCUUCAUGCUCUGCUACUCAGCCAUCAAUCCUGUGUCACUGGCCAACAUCAAGCAAAAGUGGCUGCCCAAGGUGCACCACCACUGCCCCAAGGCACCCAUCCUACUUGUCACCACCAAGAGCAACCUGCACAACAACCACCACAUGGUGGCCAAGCUGCAGGCCAAGCUGCUGCUGGGUGUCAAGCCAUGCAUGGCCACCAAGCAGGGCCACAAGCUGGCCAAUGAGAUCAGGGCCACCACAUUCAUCAAGUGCUUGGCCUGGAUGCAGGACAACCUCACCCUCAUCUUCAAUGAGGCCAUCUGUGUUGCCCUCAAGCUGCCACCUGCCAAGAAGAAGAAGAGUGGCAAGCAUGAGAAGAAGUGCUCCCUCUUCUAG
Molecule: messenger RNA, 618 nt
Organism: Acanthamoeba castellanii str. Neff
Lineage: Eukaryota; Discosea; Longamoebia; Acanthamoebidae
Product: Rasrelated protein Rac1, putative
Exons: 1
Coding region: 1-618 (205 amino acids)
Biological process (GO): small GTPase-mediated signal transduction
Molecular function (GO): GTPase activity; GTP binding
Source: RefSeq, a predicted model, not a curated record